This is a messenger RNA of Tarenaya hassleriana, 1666 nucleotides long. RefSeq names its product serine carboxypeptidase-like 25. The transcript is spliced from 9 exons. The record is from RefSeq and is a predicted model, not a curated record. Gene Ontology annotation, cellular component: vacuole. Gene Ontology annotation, biological process: proteolysis. Bases 57 to 1466 code for a protein of 469 amino acids. Lineage: Eukaryota; Viridiplantae; Streptophyta; Magnoliopsida; Brassicales; Cleomaceae. Gene Ontology annotation, molecular function: serine-type carboxypeptidase activity.
UAUUUAACAGAGAGAUUUUUCGUUUCUUUAACCAUUUCUCUUUAGCUUUCUCUGCCAUGGAGAUGGGCAAAAAAGGAGCGAUUUCCGUCACAUUCAUCGUCGUUCUCGUGAUGACCUGUCAGGCCCAAAGUCAACGAGGCGAGGAAGAAAAAGAUCGGAUUACGUCACUUCCCGGGCAACCUGACGUCACGUUCGAGCAGUUCUCCGGCUACGUCACCGUCGACAGAGUCGCCGGAAGAGCUCUCUUCUAUUGGCUCACCGAAGCUUCUCGUCUCCCUUCCUCCAAACCUCUCGUCGUUUGGCUCAACGGAGGACCGGGAUGCUCAUCGGUGGCGUACGGGGCAUCGGAGGAAAUCGGACCGUUUAGGAUAAACAAGACAGGGAAUGGACUGUACGUUAACAGGUUCGCGUGGAACUCACUCGCUAAUCUUUUGUUCCUCGAAGCCCCUGCCGGUGUCGGCUUCUCUUACAGCAACCGUUCCUCCGAUCUCUUCAAUACCGGCGACCUCCGUACCGCUAAAGAUUCACUUCAGUUUCUCAUCCAAUGGUUGGAUCGGUUUCCGCAGUACAAAAACCGCGAAAUCUACAUCGCGGGCGAGAGUUACGCAGGCCAUUACGUUCCUCAACUCGCCCGGGAAAUCAUGAACUACAACAAACAUUCCAAGCCUCCGAUCAAUCUCAAAGGAAUCAUGGUCGGGAACGCGGUGACGGACAACUACUACGACAACCUGGGGACAGUGAAUUAUUGGUGGAGCCACGCAAUGAUAUCGGACAGAACGUACCACGACUUGUUGAGCUCCUGCGAUUUUAGCCGUCAGAAGGAAUCCAACGAGUGUGAGUCGCUCUAUUCCUAUGCAAUGGAGAAAGAGUUCGGUAACAUCGAUCAGUACAACAUCUAUGCCCCUCCCUGUAAUAAGUCCGACGACGACUUCUCCCAUGGCCGCCAUGGCAUGCGCCUCCCCCACCUUCCCCACUCCGUAAGUAUAAGGGUAAUGAGGAAGAUUGCAGGGUAUGAUCCGUGUACGGAAAGAUAUGCGGAGAUAUACUACAACAGGCCCGAUGUUCAAAGAGCUCUUCAUGCUAACGUAACCAAGAUUCCAUACAAAUGGACCGCUUGCAGUGAAGUGCUGAACCGGAAUUGGAACGACACGGACACUUCUGUUCUGCCCAUAUACCGCGAAAUGAUAGCCGGGGGUUUGAGAGUUUGGGUUUUCAGUGGCGACGUGGAUUCAGUGGUGCCAGUGACCGCCACAAGGUACUCUCUUGCACGGUUGAAGCUAAAUACCAAGAUCCCUUGGUAUCCUUGGUAUGUCAAGAACCAGGUCGGAGGAUGGACCGAGGUAUACGAGGGAUUAACGUUUGUGACGGUUAGAGGAGCAGGUCAUGAGGUGCCAUUGUUCAAGCCGAGAGCUGCUCUUCAGCUUUUCAAGUACUUCUUGAGAGAUCACCCUCUUCCCAAGGCUUGAAGAGAAGCCUACCUCAUGGUUGUGGGGUUGAAAUUGACAUUAAAAAAAGUUUGAGGGUGAUAAUAUGACAUGGUGUAAAAUUUGGGGCCAUAUGAAUUUAAAUACCGAUCGAAGCUCUGUAUUUUCCAUUUCUUCAUGUUAAUGGGGAAAAAAGAGAGUGAAAAAAUUGUUAAAAAAUUAGAUGAUGAUUGGUUUGAUCA